Molecule: messenger RNA, 279 nt
Organism: Brenthis ino (lesser marbled fritillary)
Lineage: Eukaryota; Metazoa; Arthropoda; Insecta; Lepidoptera; Nymphalidae
Source: the annotation of a GenBank genome assembly
AUGUCAUAUAAAUAUCCAGAAUAUUAUAGGCCGAUAGAGUUUUAUGAUUUUCUUGAAUCAAAUCAAUUGGCAAUAUUUAAGAAGAUAGAAGACAGUAAAAACGUGUCGGAGCACAAAGUUCAGAGCGUACGUAGAAGGGCAGACGCCACUGCCACCGGCGCGGCUCUGGUGCACGUUAUCCUCAUUGUAUUUCAGCCAUACAAAGUUGAAUUAUCGCCGUCGUCCGUCGGGGGCUUUGCCUUCAUUCACUUCCGGGACCGUCGCGUGUCCUCAUCGAUA